Molecule: messenger RNA, 1343 nt
Organism: Mercurialis annua (annual mercury)
Lineage: Eukaryota; Viridiplantae; Streptophyta; Magnoliopsida; Malpighiales; Euphorbiaceae
Product: probable cinnamyl alcohol dehydrogenase 9
Exons: 6
Coding region: 150-1238 (362 amino acids)
Biological process (GO): lignin biosynthetic process
Molecular function (GO): cinnamyl-alcohol dehydrogenase activity; zinc ion binding
Source: RefSeq, a predicted model, not a curated record
UUCCCAUAGAAGACUAUCAAGCAGCCUGUCCUCCCAUAGAAUACAAGCUGAGAAACUCGUCUUCUACGUGGAAGACGAACUUGGCGACGGGUCCGAGUGAGGUGUCGACGAGUCUUGGGGAUGCGCCGACGGAGUCAAAGAGAUCAUCAAUGGCGAAAACAGCAGAAGAAGAGCAUCCACAGAAGGCAUUUGGUUGGGCAGCCAGGGAUAGUUCCGGAACCCUCUCGCCUUUUCAUUUCUCUCGCAGGGAGAACAGUGGUGAAGAUGUGACUAUAAAUGUGCUUUACUGUGGGGUGUGCCACUCUGACUUGCAUGCUUGUAGGAAUGAAUGGGGUUUUUCUCAUUACCCUUUAGUUCCGGGACAUGAAAUUGUUGGUACUGUGACAAAAGCGGGGAGCAAUGUGGAGAAGUUUAAAGUGGGAGAUCGGGUUGGUGUUGGCGUUAUGGUGGGCUCUUGCAAGUCAUGCGAGUAUUGCAAGCAGGACUUGGAAAAUUACUGCCCUAAAAUAAUGUUUACCUACAACUCCCUUGCCGCUGAUGGAACGAAAAAUUAUGGAGGUUAUUCUAAUAUGAUUGUUGUUGACCAGCACUUCGUCAUUAGAUUUCCUGAUAGCAUGCCCUUGGAUGCUGGUGCUCCACUCUUAUGUGCUGGGAUUACUGUAUAUAGCCCAAUGAAAUAUUAUGGAAUAACCGAGGCUGGCAAGCAUUUGGGAAUAGCAGGCCUUGGCGGACUUGGCCAUGUCGCUGUGAAGAUUGCUAAAGCCUUUGGGUUGAAGGUUACUGUCAUUAGUUCCUCACCAAAGAAGGAGAAUGAAGCAAUCAAUAAUCUUGGUGCUGAUGCAUUCCUUGUUAGCAAUGACCCUGGAAAAAUGAAGGCAGCUAUUGGUACCAUGGAUUACAUCAUUGACACAGUGUCUGCAGUUCAUGCCUUGGCACCUCUCCUUAGCCUGCUGAAGCCAAAUGGAAAAUUGAUCACUCUCGGCUUGCCUGAUAAGCCCCUAGAGUUGCCUAUUUUUCCUCUAGUUCUGGGGCGGAAGCUUGUUGGAGGGAGUGACAUAGGAGGGAUAAAAGAGACUCAAGAGAUGCUCGACUUUUGUGCAAAGCAUAAUAUAACUGCGGAUGUCGAAGUUAUCGGAAUGGAUGAAAUUAACGUGGCCAUGGAUAGGCUUGCUAAGUCCGAUGUCAAGUACCGAUUUGUGAUUGAUGUUGCAAACUCCUUGUCUAAGUCUCAGCUAUGAACUUAUGACACACUUAUGCUAAGAAUGAAGUUGUGAUGCAUUGGUUACUAUACUCUGUUAUUUUGAAUUCUGGAUUUUAUAAUAAAAGAUUUAGCAUCUUUCAUA